Molecule: messenger RNA, 2556 nt
Organism: Periconia digitata
Lineage: Eukaryota; Fungi; Ascomycota; Dothideomycetes; Pleosporales; Periconiaceae
Source: the annotation of a GenBank genome assembly
AUGAUUACGCGCGGCAAUACGCCCGGCCUCGGCACCUCUGCGAAUUGCCUGAGCACGUUAGCUCGACUUUCCUGCGGGGGAUUUUCACAAGUUCGGUACAGUGCACCCCGACUUCUGACGCUACCUUUCGCAUCUAUCAUGGAUGAGAGCUCGCAACCUUAUGGUAGCCCACAAGGCCUCAGGAAAUUGUCUCACCAUUCGCCUGCAGCUGACGAUGACCCUGAUAACUGGAGUGCAGAAGGCUCGAGUGGAGACGAAGCCAGCAGAAGUCAAAACGGUGGCUCCUCCAAGCGCAAACGGCCUCUCUCGGUGAGCUGCGAGACAUGCAAGCAACGCAAGGUCAAGUGUGAUCGAGGCCAGCCUGCCUGUGGGUGGUGUACGAAGAACCAUUCAGUAUGUGUAUAUUUGCCACGUAAGAAGCCAGGGCUUCGUGCCGGUUACGGUAGAGAAUUGGAAUCGCGCUUAGACAAGCUCGAGUCUCUUUUACACCACCAACAACAACAGAUUCACCGACUAUCAAAAGCCCAACUGGCACCAGCUGCGCCGUCUUUGUCCUCGGAUGGCUCGGCCUUCCGCAGCCCAUCUACACUGCAAGCACCGCAUAUUCCGCGAGCCGAAACCGCUCUCUUCUUGCAAAAACCGGGCUCAUUUUCCUCACAACCUCCAUUACAGCCCAACUACCAAGUGUCUGAUUCGAGACCAGUGACGGCUGCUGCGUCCAAUGGCUACCCGCCACCGCCUCAGCCCCCUGAUGAAGUCCCGUCGGCCGCUCUGGGUGGAUUCCCGCGAGACUCGUAUGCACCCAAUUUUCCCUUCAAUGGCGAUCGACUUACUUCAUCAUCGGGGCCUGCCUCACUAUCUAAUGGAGACAAUGAUUUUCCCCCUUAUGAUUUACUCUAUGGCUUGGUAGAUCUUUUCUUCCGACACGUAUAUCCAUGGUGCCCCAUUUUGCAUCGCCAGACCACUUUGAACUCGCUUUUCGGGGACUCUAGCUUAGACAUAGCGGAUCGUAUCAUUCUCCAUUCUAUCGUCGCUACGACGCUUAAGUUUUCUACCGAUGCUCGCUUGACCCCAGAGAAAAGAAUACAGUAUCACCAGAACUCCAAGGAGAAGGUCCUUUUAUAUGGUAUCGAAAAUAGUUCGGUCAAGUCAUUGCAGGCGCUUGUCAUUCUUUCGCUCGAUGUCAUCGGUUGUUCAAACGGACCUCCGGGUUGGAACAUGCUGGCUCUGAUCACUCGCUCGGUUGUUCAGUUGGGUUUAGCCAUGGAGACAUAUUCACCCAUGGUUGCUCCACAGUACGCAUCUAUCUACACUUUGCGUGCCAUUGUCCUCUCUGAACCCAAAGAUUGGAUUGAGGAAGAGAGUCGCCGCCGACUAUUCUGGAUGAUAUACGUGCUUGAUCGCUAUGCCACAGUUGCCACAGCGUUCGAAUUCGCUUUAGAUGAAAAGGAAAUUGAUCGUAAGCUCCCAUGUCGAGACGAGCUAUUCACUCGCAACGUCCCGGCGGAGACAAGAUGGUUCCAUACAUCCUCGCGGUCAGAUUACAACAUGAACCGGCCAGAAAAUCUGGGAUCUUUCUCUUACUAUGUGGAGAUCCUGGGAAUCUUGUCGCGCGUUCAUAUCUUUUUGAAGCGGCCCGUGGAUAUCACAUCAUUGUCGGACGUGGAAACAUGGCAGAGCGAGUACCGGGAGCUGGAUCAAACCAUUGAACAAUGGAAAUACAACUUGCCAGCAGACUACGGAAACGCCGCUCGCCUCUUCACAGGACCGGCAAUGAGCAAGAACCUUGAUAGUGGGUUAGCAAUGCUACACGCUGCAUUUCACACCACCGUCAUUCGUCUUCAUUCCUCCGCAGCCUACCCCACCCAUCGGUCUCCUAUCUUCACCCCCUCUUUCAGUGCUAGCCAGAGAUGUCUUAAUGCGGUUGAGAGCAUCGUAGCCCUAUGCGCCUGUAUCCGUGAUAACGGGCUACUGACAAAACUCGGUCCACCUUUUGCUUUUUCCAUUUGGGUUGCCGCCCGCGUCCUUCUCGUUCAUGGUUCAACCAUCGCCCACCGUGUCGACCAGUCCAUCAAUCUCUUAGUCAGCACUCUUCAGGAGAUUGGCCAAUACUGGGAGGUGGGCACGCGCUACGCCAACCUGCUUAUGAGAGUACUCCAAGAGUAUCAAGACUCCCAGCGUACCCCUGCAGCUGUGAAUGGCGAGCGCGUUACUCCUUCCACUGUUAAGAUUUUGGCAGAUAUGCGUCGUUGUGCGUUCGACCUAGAUUUUCUGAUUUCUAGACAACCAAAGACCAGCAACACAAGACCCGUGUCGGUUACACCGGCGAGAACUCCCGGCCCCAACGAGUUGGAAUAUCUCGACGUAUUCGACUUUUUCAACAUGCCUCGCUUGCCCGUGUCGACACUGGAAGGAUCUGCUGCUAACUAUGCUGCAUCCGAUGGUGCCGUGCACAACAUGUCAGAAGGAGGCAACGGCAGCGCCGCCCAGAAUGAAUUCAAUAUCACGAACUACAUGGUCGAUGCGAGCUCUGAUUGGUUUAUGAAACCUUCGUAA